Nematocida ausubeli is the source of this 696-nucleotide messenger RNA. RefSeq lists its product as uncharacterized. The record is from RefSeq and is a predicted model, not a curated record. The coding region runs from base 1 to 696 and encodes 231 amino acids. The transcript has a single exon. Lineage: Eukaryota; Fungi; Microsporidia.
AUGCCCGGUCUGCAGGCUGAUGCCAAAAAAGAAGAAACAUCAAAAAAGCAGCCCCAUUCAGGGGUUGAAAGCAAAAAGCUUUUGCUACUUCCUGUUGAUAAAGCGAAGAUCCAGCUAGAUGUACUCACAUACUUCUCAGAGUCUGCCUACUACACUGCUUUUGUUGCCUUCAAAAAAGAAAUAAAUUCAACUUUUGAGCCAUCUCCUCUGCUAAAGGAAAGAGAGGAAAUAAGGAUUUUUGCAGCAGAUGGAAAAUUCCUUAAAGUACUUGCAGCCACACAGAAGCUGCUCCCGUGCCUUUUAUUCAACACGCCAGGCAUGGCGUUUGAAGUCAUAAAGCAAGACAUCCUUGAAGACAUGUACAUUCGGAAUAGGUCAGAGGGCAGUGCUCUUGUUCGCAUUGAGAAAGAGCUGUCUCCAAUUGUCUUAGACCACCCAGACCUUCUUCCAAACCUUGAGGACCUGGUGAGUUCUAUUCUAUUUGGAGAGUCCUCCCAGGAAGAGGUGAUAAUUCGCAGAGAUGCCAUAUUCACCAGUAUUAACCAGCUUCUUUUGAUGUCUGUUGACUAUGUCAUACAAAACUCGAUUAAAUCCUUGCUGAUGGGGGUAUCUUCUGCUUUAGAAAUGCCAGAAGUCACCGUGCUAUCCAAGAACUGCAAGAUGCUGCACGGUAUUUUGGAGAGCCUUACAUCAUAG